This is a messenger RNA of Sitophilus oryzae (rice weevil), 2977 nucleotides long. It is a transcript of the gene SCAR, whose product is annotated as wiskott-Aldrich syndrome protein family member 2. The transcript is spliced from 10 exons. Gene Ontology annotation, biological process: positive regulation of Arp2/3 complex-mediated actin nucleation; actin cytoskeleton organization. Bases 232 to 1938 code for a protein of 568 amino acids. The record is from RefSeq and is a predicted model, not a curated record. Gene Ontology annotation, molecular function: actin binding; protein kinase A regulatory subunit binding; Arp2/3 complex binding. NCBI's taxonomy places the organism in Eukaryota, Metazoa, Arthropoda, Insecta, Coleoptera, Curculionidae. Gene Ontology annotation, cellular component: cytoskeleton.
GGAAAUGCAGUGUAGCUCGUCUUUGGGUGUUUCGUUUUCGCCAUUUUCUCGAAUUUAUACUUAAAAAUUGGUGUUUUUCUAAUAAAAAGUUGCGUGUUCUAAAUGCGGACAACACGGUACUUUUGCCUAUCGAAAAAGGUGCACGUUGCAGUAGUUUUUAGCAGAUAUGAAAUGGCAUCGGCAGACUGAACCUGACGGUUUUCAUAGUUGAGGCUUGAAGAAGACGGAAACAUGCCAUUUCCAAAACGACUCAUAGAACCUAUUUACGUCACCAGGGGUACUUUACCCGAAGAGCUGCGACUUCCUUCUGAAUUGGAAGGAGUAACCAAUGGAACGUUGGCCAACACCGUUAGACAACUGUCUUCAUUAUCUAGACAUGCGGAAGAUUUAUUUGGCGAAUUGGCUAGAGAUGCCCAACAACUCUACGAGCGAUCCAACUCUUUGCAGGCCCGCAUCGACCGCUUGGCCGUCAAAGUGACCCAGCUGGACAGCACCGUGGAGGAAGUCAGUUUGCAAGACAUUCACAUGCGGAAGGCGUUCAAGAGCGCCACCGUGUUCGAUCAACAGGUGUUUUCGAGAGGUACAAUGCCUACCGCCAUGCUGGAAACGUACAGUUCCUGCGAUAGGCCCCCACCUUUGGACAAACUGAACUGUUAUCGGGACGACGGCAAAGAUGGUCUGAAAUUCUACACAGAUCCAAACUAUUUCUUCGAGCUGUGGCGUGCCGAAAUGCUGAACGACACGGAACGCGUCAUGCACGAUAAGGGCAAAAACAGGGGUCAUAGAGGAGGAAGGAGUUCUGCCGAUGGUGCCCAAGGAGGACCUAGGCAUAAAAAGCGAGUCAGGGCACCCCAGAAUACUAGAGAAAGGCAAAAACAAAUUGCUAGAGAACAUGGAGAAUAUAUUAUGCCUCAACAGAAUACAAUUUAUAGGACUCCUCAUCAAAUACCACAGCAAUAUCAAGAAGUUGAUGGUUAUAUUCCAAACCAAGAUCAAAGACCUCCAAGACCCAAUUCAAUAGAGAUUAGGAGAUCGUAUCAAAGAGACGUUGAACACAUAGACGGUUUACAUUCGCCUACCCUGUAUCAAAUAUAUGGACAGGGACCUUUAAGCUCUGAAUCGUUAUACGCCGGAGGCACCCCCACAAGAAGCAAAUCGCGGCCUAGUCAACCCCCUCCAGCGCCCCCAUCGAAUCAAGGUACGCCGACUUCAGGUACUCCAACUCGAGGUAGGAUCCCGUCUUCAGGUCGGGAUCAGUUACCGCCGCCACCUCCUCCACCAGAGCCUACUUCGCCACCGCCUAAUGGGCUACCACCCCACAUGUUACAACAUCGAAUGUCAGAAAGCCCGCACCGAUCAUCUACCCCCGAACUUCCGCUUAGUCCGCCACCGAUCAACCACAACCAGGACCUUCCGCCGCCUCCGCCGGCGCCCACCCAGCAAACGCUCAUCCAGACUAAACAGGCCUCGCCCCCCAAGCAACUCGCCGGCGGCCUCAACAGUUCUCAGGUCAACCAGUCGGCGGGCGUGGCCAGUCCGCCAGCCGCGCCCGCGGCUCCACCUCCUCCGCCGCCGCCGCCAAUGCCGACGACUAACAUCCACGCCCCGCCCGCCGGGCCAAUGGUUAACGGGGAUUUGAUAAGGGCGUUGGCAAGUCCGCCCAAGCUGACGCCGGUCAAGGACAGGGUGUUGGGCAAGCUGGGACCGCCUCUAGCCGAUCCAAGGAACGAUUUGUUGAAGGCGAUCCGAGACGGAAUAAAACUUCGUAAAGUGGAGAAAAACGAACAGCGACAGGAAGUGGACAGGGGCGUGAACGGUCUGCAUGACGUGGCCAGUAUCCUGGCCAGGAGGGUCGCUGUGGAAUUCAGCGAUUCGGAUUCAGGAAGCGACAGCGAGUGUGACUCUGAGGGCUGGGGCGAAAACGAGUCGUCCGUGUGACAUAGGAGGAAGCCCAGCGAAGUUAGCCAGCAAGUGUAUUGAAGUCUGCAACAGUGUUUUUGAUUGGGUAUAAACUCGUAAGUUGGAAUUCAGUUGAGGUUAGGUUGGUUGUUUCCAAACAAAUUCUUGAAAAUUCCGGACAUAUUGACAAGAUUUGAAGUUUCAUUUGAAUAGAAAAAUUAUAUGUCAAACUUUUUGAUUUAGCACUAUUACUCCACUAUCUAUUAGAUACAAAAACAAAUGGGUAUCUAACAAACAUAACUCACCGAAACUUCGAACUUGUGUAAACAACUACUAAAUUUGACAUAACAAUCUUCUUACAAGUGUUAAGAAAUCAAGACAGAUCAUACCACAGAGGUAUUAAUUUAGUUGCCAACCAAAACGCGUAAAAAGUAUGACGAGCUAAAACGUAACGAUAAUUAAAAAUAUGUAUAAUAUUGUACAGACAGCUUAAAUUUAAUGUAUUUAUUACAUAAUGUAAGAUAAAUAUAUACAGACUCGAUUUUAGUGAAAUAUAAAGAUUAAAAUUACAUUUUGAAUAGUUAUGAUUCAAUAUAACAAAGAUAUUUGUAAUUUUCAUAACAUUAAAUCAGUUAUACUACUAGACAGUAUCUAAAAAAAUAAAUAUUUUGUAACAAUACAGACUAAACAAUUAUUAAUUACAGGAGCAAAUCCUUUUGAAUUAUUUAUUGCUUUAAUGAGUUUUAAUUUACUCUGAUCUUUCAUUAUAUUCUUGUUUUUUUUAACUAUGAGGCAUCAUAUACAAUUUGUUUUCAAACAGAACUUUUUGAAUUUUCUAUGUUAAGCAGAACAAACACUGUUAAAAGUCUGUAAACAACCAUCGUACAACGUUACGUCAUUAUUAUUUAAUAAUAUCCGUUUUAGGGCGUGUCUCAGAUCAGUUUAUAUAGUUUAGAAAUUUUAAAGUACGUUCCGUAAUGAGGAAAAUGCAUGUUUUUAAAUAAUGGUUUUAAAAAAUAGUUCAUAUAAUUACAAAUUGAACAAAAAAAAAUCGUUGAUAUCGGUUAAGAAAUGCAUC